Molecule: messenger RNA, 2174 nt
Organism: Oryza sativa Japonica Group (Japanese rice)
Lineage: Eukaryota; Viridiplantae; Streptophyta; Magnoliopsida; Poales; Poaceae
Source: RefSeq, a predicted model, not a curated record
CGGCCGCGAUUCGCCGUCUCCAUCUCGUCUCCCGCUUCCUCCCCGCGUCCGCCACGCCACCCCCCACCUCGCCGCCUCGCCGUGGCUGCUCCUCCCCUCCCCUCCCCUCCCCGCCGCCGGUGCUCCGGCCUUCGCUGCCGCCGUGCUUUCUCUAUCUAUCCUCUUCCCCCACGCGGACGGGGGUGCGGCGAUUCGGGCUCUCCGCCGGACACGCGUCGCUUCGGCCUCAACUGAAGAGCCACGCUUCGGUCUCGACUCUCGAACCCCCAAGUUUGUUGCGUUGCAGAAGAUUCGUUUGAUGCGUGCUGAAGUACAAUCGUGAAAGGAAGGAACUGUGCCAACACCACCUGAUUGGUACUCCUGUCGUUCUUGGACAGGAGAUUGAUUUUGCUUCGGUAGGAGACCCAAUUGCGGAUGGAAUAUGCACACGUGCGUUGUUAGGUAAUGACGAGCUUGCCUGAUAGGGGUGUAUCAUCGUCUUCAUCUGAUCCGUUGUGCGAGGGUAACAUUGCACCUUGUUCUUCUAGCUCGGAACAGAAGGAGGAUUGUAGCCUGAAACAAUCGAAAACCUCGAUCCUGUCCUGCGUUUUCAAUUCACCUUUCAAUAUCUUUGAGGCGCACCAGGAUUCGUCCGCAAACAAGUCGCCGAAAUCGUCCUCUGGAUCCUAUGAUUGGUCGAGGGUAUUGAGGAGGAUCGUGUGCUCUGGCUCAAUGUGGCGUUUUCUGGGCACCUCCAAGGUUCUCACUUCAAGUGAUGUGUGGUUCCUUGGUAAAUGUUACAAGCUUUCGUCGGAGGAGUCGUCUAGUGACUCAGAUUCCGAAAGUGGGCAUGCCACAUUUCUUGAGGACUUCUCGUCAAGGAUAUGGAUCACUUAUCGCAGAGGCUUUGAUGCCAUCUCUGAUUCCAAGUAUACUAGUGAUGUGAACUGGGGCUGCAUGGUCAGAAGCAGCCAGAUGCUGGUUGCUCAGGCAUUGAUUUUCCACCAUCUUGGCAGAUCUUGGAGAAGGCCCUUGGAGAAGCCAUAUAACCCAGAAUAUAUAGGGAUCUUACACAUGUUUGGUGAUUCUGAAGCUUGUGCUUUCUCAAUUCACAAUUUACUUCAAGCUGGAAAUAGUUAUGGUCUGGCUGCUGGAUCAUGGGUGGGUCCAUACGCCAUGUGUCGGGCAUGGCAAACCCUUGUCCGCACCAAUAGGGAGCAACAUGAAGUUGUUGAUGGGAAUGAAAGUUUCCCUAUGGCUCUUUAUGUGGUAUCCGGUGAUGAAGAUGGUGAAAGAGGUGGAGCUCCAGUUGUUUGUAUUGAUGUUGCUGCUCAGCUUUGCUGUGAUUUCAACAAAGGUCAAUCAACUUGGUCACCGAUUCUUUUGCUGGUCCCUCUGGUUCUUGGUCUUGACAAAAUUAAUCCAAGGUACAUUCCUUUACUAAAGGAGACGUUCACAUUUCCUCAGAGCUUGGGGAUUUUGGGUGGAAAGCCUGGAACAUCAACCUACAUUGCUGGGGUACAGGAUGACAGGGCGCUCUACCUAGAUCCCCAUGAAGUUCAGAUGGCAGUUGAUAUUGCAGCUGAUAACAUAGAGGCAGACACUUCUUCAUACCACUGCAGCACUGUACGAGAUUUGGCCCUAGACCUGAUAGAUCCGUCAUUGGCUAUUGGUUUUUACUGCCGUGAUAAAGAUGACUUCGAUGAUUUCUGUUCUCGCGCCACUGAGCUAGUAGAUAAAGCCAAUGGAGCACCACUCUUCACUGUUGUGCAGUCGGUUCAACCGUCAAAACAAAUGUACAAUCAGGACGAUGUGUUGGGCAUCUCAGGGGAUGGCAACAUCAAUGUCGAGGACCUCGAUGCCUCAGGUGAAACAGGAGAGGAGGAAUGGCAGAUUCUUUAGUGAAGGAACAAAACUGACCUCAUGAGGUACAGAAAACGUUGCGUCCAACACGUCGGUCGAAUGCCCUUGUUUAUGUGUGGGUGAAUAGAAAUGACUCGUUGUGUUGUCUACAGAACAAGCUGGCACUGUCUCGAUACCCCAGGGGGUUGGGUCUUGGGAGAAUCAGCUUUAGGUGCUACCGAUGUAAAAAUGUGAUCAGUUCAUCGCUCAUUCGUUGGAAAUCUCCUUGUAUCAUACAUGCUCUUGUGGUUGGCUAUAACUCAAAAUUUAUUAUACGUUCUGUUACCAUGUUA